Molecule: messenger RNA, 2988 nt
Organism: Sungouiella intermedia
Lineage: Eukaryota; Fungi; Ascomycota; Pichiomycetes; Serinales; Metschnikowiaceae
Source: the annotation of a GenBank genome assembly
AUGUUGGCAAGAUCUGCAAGAUUCUCCAACACAAGACUAGCCAGGCUCUUGCCCAGUGCUAGAUUCUCCACAUCCAUAAGAACACUCGAUGCCGUGGUUGUUUCGGGUUCUAAAUUGGCCAAGUCAAUUAAGGAGCAAAUUGCCCAAAAGGUAAUUGAAUACAACAGAGAACAUGCACUUGCAACCAAUAUGCCUAUUCUCAACGAAGCCGUGGACUUCGACCUGCUCAAGUUCAAACCUCACUUGACCAUCAUCCAAGUGGGAAGUAGACCUGACUCCAGUGCUUAUGUGCGCUCGAAGCUCAAGGCUGCCAAGUCUGCUAACAUCUCGUCCAGAUUGCUCAAAUUCGACGAAGAUUUGCCUGAAGAGACUCUUCUUGAGGAAAUUGACAGACUCAACAAGGACCCCAAGGUCAAUGGAGUGUUGAUCCAGCUUCCAUUGCCCAAGCACAUCGACGAGACACUUGUGACCAAUUCCGUGGCCACCGAGAAGGACGUCGAUGGAUUUGACAGAUAUAACGCUGGUGAGCUUUCCAAAAGAGGUGGUAAGCCAAUGUUCAAGCCAUGUACACCAAACGGUAUCAUUGAAUUGAUCAAAAACACCGGAAUCGAGUUGCUGGGCAAAAAUGCUGUUGUUUUGGGCCGUUCGGACAUUGUUGGAACCCCAGUCGCUGCCAUGUUGAGAAACGAAGACUGUACGGUCACCAUCUGCCACCGUAGAACCAAGGACUUGCCUUCAGUGGUAGCCAAUGCCGAUAUUGUUAUUGCUGCCGUCGGAAUUCCUGAAUACGUCAAGGGCGAGUGGGUUAAGGAGGGUGCCGUGGUGAUUGACGUCGGUAUCAACUAUAAAGACGACCCGACCGCUAAAAACGGCAGAAAGCUUGUUGGAGACGUUGACUACGAGGAGGUUGCAAAGAAGGCCUCCUACAUCACCCCAGUUCCAGGAGGAGUUGGUCCAAUGACCGUUGCCAUGCUCUGUUCCAACGUUUAUGAUGCAGCAGUUGCACAGGCUAAGAAGGCUCACGACCACCAGUUCAAGCCAUUGCAUCUUGAGUUGCAGCGUCCUGUUCCGCUGGAUAUUGCCAUUUCCAGAGCACAGACCCCAAAGAAAAUCACCAAGGUUGCUCAGGAACUCGGUAUUUUGGAGAGGGAGCUCGAACCUUAUGGACACUUCAAGGCUAAGGUUGACCCUAAACUUGUUCAAGAAAGAUUGGACGAGCAGGCCGAGGGAUCUAGUGAUGAGAGAGGUCACUUUGUCCUUGUGGCUGGUAUCACUCCAACACCUUUGGGUGAAGGUAAGUCCACCACCACCAUUGGUUUGACUCAGGCCAUGGGUGGCCACUUGGGUUUCAACUCUAUUGCCAACGUGCGUCAGCCAUCUAUGGGUCCAACAUUCGGUGUCAAGGGUGGUGCUGCUGGUGGUGGUUACGCCCAAGUUAUUCCUAUGGAUGAGUUCAACAUGCACUUGACUGGAGACAUUCAUGCCAUCGGUGCGGCCCAGAACCUCUUAUGUGCUGCUGUGGACACCAGAAUGUUCCACGAGCACACUUCAAAGACUGUCAAGGGUUUCUACAAGCGUUUGGUUCCAGCCAAGAAGGGAAAGAGAACCUUCACCAAGCAGAUGUUGGCUAGAUUGAACAAGUUGGGCAUUAACAAGACCAACCCAGAUGACUUGACCGAUGCUGAGAUCCAAGAGUUCGCUAUGCUCAACAUCGACCCUGAGUCUGUCACCAUCAAGAGAGUCGUGGACUGCAACGACCGUUUCGUGCGUGAGAUCACCCUUGGUCAAGGUAAGAACGAGGCUUCGAAGUACCCACCACGUACCUCUGGUUUUGACAUCACCGUUGCUUCGGAGAUCAUGGCCAUUUUGGCCUUGUCGACCUCGCUCAAGGAUUUGAGAGAGAGAGUUGGAAGAAUCGUUGUGGGAACUCAAAAGGAAACCGGUGUUGCCAUCACUGCCGAGGAUAUUGGAUGUGCUGGAGCCAUCACUGCUCUUUUGAAGGAUGCCAUCAAGCCAAACAUGAUGCAAACUUUAGAAGGUACUCCUGUUUUCGUUCAUGCUGGUCCAUUUGCCAACAUCUCCAUUGGAGCUUCGUCCGUCAUCGCUGACAAAUUGGCAUUGAAGUUGACCUCGCCUACCAACCCUAUCAACAACGGUAAGAAGGGUUUCGUUAUCACUGAGGCCGGUUUCGACUUCACCAUGGGUGGAGAGCGUUUCUUCAACAUUAAGUGCAGAGCCCUGGGUGUCUCGCCAGAUACCGUUGUUCUCGUGGCCACCUCCAGAGCUUUGAAGUUGCACGGUGGAGCAUCGGACGUGAAGCCAGGUCAGGAGUUGCCGGAGGAGUACACUACAGAAAACUUGGAGUUCUUGAGAAAAGGAUGUGCUAAUCUUGCCAAGCAGAUCGCUAACAUCAAGCAGUACAACGUUCCUGUGGUUGUGGCCAUCAACGAGUUUGAGACCGACACCAAGAACGAGCUUUUGUUGAUCCAGGAAGAGGCAUUGAAGGCUGGUGCCGACUUUGCUGUUCCUUCCAACCACUGGGCUCAAGGUGGAUCCGGAGCCUUGCAAUUGGCCGAGGCCGUGGCUACCGCUGCUACCCAGAACAAGGCUGAGGGUCAGACCUUCUUGUAUGAUGUCAACGACACUGUUGAGAAUAAGUUGUUGACCAUCGCUUCCAAAAUGUAUGGUGCUAAGGACAUCGAGUUGUCUCCAUUGGCCAAGAAGCAGAUUGAGACCUACACCCAGCAAGGCUUUGACAAGUUGCCUAUCUGUAUCGCAAAGACACAGUACUCGUUGUCUCACGAUCCAGCAUUGAAGGGUGUGCCAACUGGAUUCACUGUUCCUAUCCGUGAGGUGAGAUGUAGUGCUGGUGCUGGGUACUUGUACGCAUUGGCUGCCGAGAUCAUGACCAUUCCAGGAUUGCCUACGCAUGCUGGAUACAUGAACGUCGAGGUGAACGACGACGGAGAGAUCGAGGGGUUGUUCUAG